AAGUAUUUCAGAAAAGAUAACUAAAAGUUUCUUGACCUAGAUAAAUUAAAAUGUAAAUUCUUUUCAGGUGUAAUCUUUGCCCACGGAGAGAACUGGAAGGUAAUGAGAAGGUUUACACUUUCAACAUUAAGGGAUUUUGGAAUGGGAAAGAGAUCUAUAGAGAACAAAAUCCAAGAGGAAGCAAAAUGUUUAAUGCAAGAAUUCAAAUCCUACAAAGGUGAACCUUUUGAAAAUAUGACCAUCAUCACCGCUGCUGUAGCCAACAUUAUCGUGUCUAUAUUAAUGGGGUGACAGAUUUGAAUAUGAUGAUCCAACCAUACUAAAACUCAUGAGUACAGUGAAUGAAAACGUCAGGAGCUUUGGAAGUAUUAUGAUCAGACUUUACAACAUGUUUCCAAGACUGAUAAGCUUACUUCCUGGCAGCCAUCAGAAAGUCUUUCAUAACUUUGAACACAUGAAGGCUUUUAUAAGGGAGGUAUUUACAAAACAGAAGAAAGUAUUGGACGUGAAUGACCAAAGGAACCUUAUUGAUGCAUUUUUGGCAAAACAGCAAGAGGGAAAGCCAGAUUCCACCUUGUACUUCCACAAUGACAACCUAAAUGUACUGGUGAACAACCUUUUUGCUGCUGGAAUGGAGACAACAUCCACUACUCUGCGAUGGGGCCUCCUACUAAUGAUCAAAUACCCAGAAAUACAAAAAAAAGUUCAAAAUGAAAUUGACAGAGUGAUUGAAUCAACUGAACCCCAAAGUGAGCACAGGAGGCAAAUGCCGUACACUGAUGCCGUCAUUCAUGAAAUCCAGAGGUUUGCUGAUAUUGUACCUCUGAAUGUCCCACAUGCAACUGCCAAAGAUGUCACAUUUAGAGGGUACAACCUGCCAAAGGGGACCACUGUCAUCCCAUUGCUGACCUCUGCCCUUAGAGAUAAAGCUUACUUUGAAAAACCAGAUGAGUUUUAUCCUGAACAUUUCCUUGAUUCAGAAGGAAAGUUUAAGAAGAAUGAGCAUUUAUACCAUUCUCACUAGGUAAGAGAAGCUGUGCUGGAGAAAACCUGGCUAAGAUGGAGCUGUUCUUAUUUUUUACAACACUGCUGCAAAACUUCACCUUCCAGUCCCCUCCUGGUGUUGUGUUGGACCUGACCCCUGCACUGGGGUUCACCAAUGCCCCCUUACCACAUAAGAUCUGUGCUACACCUCGCAGUUAG
This is a messenger RNA of Staurois parvus, 1203 nucleotides long. The record is from the annotation of a GenBank genome assembly. NCBI's taxonomy places the organism in Eukaryota, Metazoa, Chordata, Amphibia, Anura, Ranidae.